AUCAUCACAAGUUCACAGAUCUAGCUCACAGCUUUUUUUACAGCCAUGGCGGAAACGGCAGUUGUUUGUGUUAUUGGAGUAGCAGCGAUCUUGGCGUUGUAUGUAUGGCGAGUUUUGAAUUUCUUGUGGUUGAAACCGAAAAAGAUGGAGAAGUUUCUAAGAGAUCAAGGACUCAAAGGCACCCCUUAUCGAUUCAUGGUCGGAGAUUUGAAAGAGUUGGAGAAGAUGAGAAACGAAGCAAGAUCUAAACCCAUGAGUGUAACUGAUCACGAUAUCGCUCCUCGUGUAUUGGCCUUCUUCCAUAAAUCCGUCGUUGCUCACGGUAAGACUUGUUUUACAUGGAUGGGGAUAAAACCUAUGGUGCACGUAUCUGACCCCACCAUGAUGCGAGAGGUCUUGGCUAACCAUUAUCAAUUUCAAAAGCCAAGGGGAGGAAACCCGUUAACAAAGUUGCUAGCAAAAGGGUUAAUCGACGUUGAGGCUGAUGAAUGGGUUAAACGCAGAAAAAUCAUUAAUCCCGCAUUCCAUGUUGAAAAGCUCAAGCAUAUGGUACCUGCGUUUUACGUGAGUUGCAGUGAGAUGAUUCACAAAUGGGAAGAAGUGGUAACGAAAGAAAGCUCAUGUGAAGUGGAUGUAUGGCCUCAUCUUCAAACGCUUACAGCUGAUGUAAUUUCUCGUACAGCGUUCGGUAGUAAUUUUGAGGAAGGAAGAAAGAUAUUUGAGCUUCAAAGAGAACUAGGGGAGAUGAUUAUGAAAGCUGCAAUGUCAAUUUACAUUCCAGGAUCACGAUUUUUGCCGACAAAAAGUAACAAGAGGAUGAAAGAGAUUGACCGGGAAGUGAAGGCUAUGAUAAAGAGUAUUAUUGACAAACGAGUUGUUGCUAUGAAAGCCGGGGAAAGUAUCAAUGAUGACCUCCUAGGCAUUCUUUUAGAUUCCAACUACAAGGAAAUUAAACAACAAGGGAAUAGCAAUUUUGGCUUAAGCAUCGAGGACGUCAUCGAAGAAUGCAAACUUUUCUACUUUGCAGGCCAGGAAACCACCGGAAAUAUGCUUGUUUGGACGAUGAUUUUACUAGGUCAAUACAAGGAUUGGCAGACACGUGCUAGAGAAGAAGUUCUACAAGUCUUCGGACAUGAAAAACCAGAUAUCGAUGGGUUGAAUCACCUAAAAGUUGUCAACUUGAUCUUUAAUGAGGUUCUUAGAUUAUAUCCGCCAGGAGUACUACUAAGACGAUUGGUACAUGAAGAAACCAAAUUAAAAAACAUAAUCUUGCCGGCGGGAACCCUCAUCCAACUAAACACGUUGCUUUUACACCACGACCAAGAUAUAUGGGGUGAAGAUGUGAAUGAAUUCAAGCCUGAAAGAUUUUCCGAAGGUGUGUUAAAGGCUACCAAGGGGCAAGCGUCAUAUGUCCCGUUUGGAGGUGGGCCACGUAUAUGUGUCGGACAGAAUUUCGCUAUGUUAGAAGCUAAAAUGGCGCUCGUUAUGAUUUUACAACGCUUCUCUUUUGAUCUAUCUCCGUCGUACUCACAUGCUCCACACACCAUAAUUACUCUAAAACCUCAAUUUGGCGCUCAUUUGAUUUUACACAAGCUUUAGAGGGUUUGUUGCUGCUUGUAAUUAUUGUUUGGUACUAUGUUGUAUUGUAUUUCCAUAGCUGUAACAUAUAUGUUAUUAUACAUGUGAAUCGAUGCUCCAUAGGUAAUGUCGAAUGUAUUUACAA
This is a messenger RNA of Cynara cardunculus var. scolymus (artichoke), 1723 nucleotides long. Its product is annotated as cytochrome P450 CYP72A219-like. The coding region runs from base 46 to 1599 and encodes 517 amino acids. The record is from RefSeq and is a predicted model, not a curated record. NCBI's taxonomy places the organism in Eukaryota, Viridiplantae, Streptophyta, Magnoliopsida, Asterales, Asteraceae. The transcript is spliced from 5 exons. Gene Ontology annotation, molecular function: iron ion binding; monooxygenase activity; oxidoreductase activity, acting on paired donors, with incorporation or reduction of molecular oxygen.